UCGGGUUUUUAUUCUUGCAGGAUUUUAUUUUUCAGCAUCUAUUUGAUCUUUUUUCUAUUUAUUAAUUCUAUUCUCCGUUCAUGUUUAUACCGACAGACCAUCUUCCAUCUUUCUGGAUUUGAUACUUUACGUUUCUUAAGACAACCUAAAUUCAGCUGGGAGAAGUUAUUCUGAGGGGAUGCUGCGAUCAAAUUAUUUUAAUAACUAGCAGGCCUGUUUGUCUCUCAGUUCACGGACUCGGUGCGUGUUUCCUCUGCGGGCUCACGCCACGCGGCGGGGCAGACUCACGCAUUAACGGCAGGUGACGGUUUGCGGAGACAGCGCGCAGGCAGGUGCUAACUGUCCGAGUUGAUGGCGGCCAACCGGGUGGGCAGGCGGGUGAACCGGGUGACCCAGUCCCCGAGCCGGGCCGGGCCGGGCCGGGAGCCGGGCCGGGAGCCGGGCCACAGCCUGCAGCGGCGCCAGGCUCGGGUCACCGUCAAAUACAACCGCAGGGAGCUGCAGAGACGGCUGGACGUGGAGAAGUGGAUCGACUGCGGGCUGGACGAGCUGUACCGCGGCAGGGAGGAGCAGAUGCCAGAGGAGCUGAACAUCGACGAGCUGCUGGACCUGAAGACUGAUGAGGAGAGAACACACAGACUGCAGGAGAUUCUUCAGUCGUGCAACAACAACACCGAGGUGUUCAUCAGGGACUUGGUGCUGAAGCUUCCGGGGCUGCAGAAGCAGGAGGAUCUGCACAACGACGGCAUCGACCUGCCGCAGCUGCACAUCUACCCCGCCCGCUCCGGGUCAGCCGAGCGGGAGGUGCUGCACUGAGAAACAAACGCACCAAUCCAAUCCAAUCCUGAGCUCUAACCUGCCUCGCAUCACCCACGAGCAUCCUGCUUUACCCAACCCGGAGGAGCUGGACUGAAAAAGAAACACACCCUAACCCGCCCAGCUCUGCCCACCACAGAGGUGCUGUAGUACAAAACCAACAUACCCACUGUUGCUCCGUGUAAGGAAACGUCUACCCCAACCAACACAAUGUAGCUGAUUAGGAUCUUGCCUCUUCAUAUACCCCACCCAACCCUGACAGACUGUACUGAAAAAUAAACAUACCCAAGGUCUGGGACCACAGCUAUACCUGAACUAUUGGAGUUUAGCUGACCAGGAGGCGCUGUACUGAGAAACAAACAUACCCAAUCUACCAGUCACCCCUGGUGCUGUCAAAUGGGAGGUUCUGUACUGAAAAAUAAACACACCCAGUGUCUAAAUAUAUAUCUAUCUCUGGUCAACAGGGAGGUGCUGUCUUACAAAACAAGUACACCUCAUUUUGACCUGCUCUGUAACUCCUCCCAGCUGCAUGGAGUCUCUGCAAUAAUAAACAAACAUACCCUGUCCUGCCUCUCACCUGUAGCUCCACCCAGCCAGUAGAUUCCACAAUGAAAACCAAAUGUACCCCAUCUUGUGCCCACAAGGAGGGAAAUGGUGCAUUAUGAAACAAACAUACCCAAUGGCUUAAAAUCAGUGAGAGCUCCACCAGCCAGGAGGCUCUGCAAUGAAAAACAAACAUGUCCAGAGAGGAACAGACUUCUUACCAGGUCAAACCAUUUCAGCUGACAGGGAAACACAGCAUGAUGAAUCAAACGCACCCAACGAGACCUUGCCUUCUAUCAUCUACUACAGCCACAGGAGGUGCAGUGAUGGAAAACAAGCAUACCCAGGAGUCCUCAGGUGCUGCAGUUAAAAACAAACACACCUGAUUUAGUUCUGGUUUACAACCCCACCCACCUGACCUCUCCAGACACAAGAUAAACAAACACACCCAGUGUAAACCUUAAGUCCACCAGGGGCGUGACAUCAGGGAGGAGCUGCAGUGAUAAAUUAAUGCAACUGAAUAUCUCCGUGAUGAUGUGCUACAAAUCAAGUGCACCUCAUGUUCCCCCUGAACCUCAGAGCUACACCUCAAGCUCCACCUGCAGGGAAGCCCUGCACUGUAAACCAAACGCAACCCGGAGUGAUCCUGGUCUGUUUAGCCCAUGUUUAAGAUGUCCGACACUUUUUUCUACCUUUAAAUAUUACGUGCUCAAGUGUGUGUGUGUGUGUGUGUGUGUGUGUGUGUGUGUGUGUGUGUGUGUGUGUGUUUAAAGCUUUGUCAUGUUUGACCCGACACAUGAAGGGUUUUAUUCCAAAAUGAGAUGUGAAACUCCAGUUAAAAACUUCACAUCAGGAAUGAAAAUUAAAAGUUAUCAAUUAUUUAUCAGUUAUUAUCAAAUACCACAUUUACUUAUAAAACAAUGACAUCAAAAAUUAUAUUAAAUGAUCAAAAUGAGUUGUAAUUAAAUCAGCUGGUGAGCAUCAGGCGUUUUUUCCCAAACAUUUUAUUUUGGAAUAAAGCUCAUCAUACGGUGAUGAGAUUUUAUGCUUUUUUGUUUCACUUGAGGUUGUUUGACAUUCCUGUUUUGCUUGGGAGUUUUGUGUGUCAUGUUCCUUUAGACGCCAUGAAUCAAAUACACAUUUACAGGAGGACAAUGGCAGGUGUAAAAGGUUUAGAAGGAAAUAUGACAUGAGGAAUAUCAGAGUCUUCGUUGGGUUGGAAUUGAAAAUAUGUGAGGAAAUGAUUUCCACAGAUUUUCCACCUACGAGAACCCAUGUCUCCACCUGCAGGGGGCGCCACAGAGGCUCAAAACAGAGUCAAAUGAGCAGUGGUCAGUGGGACCUUUCCAGAAACUGAGCUCUGUAAAUGAUAAUCAUGUUUCUCCUGAGUGUUGAUGAAAAUGAGCAGCCGCUGGUUCAGAAGAUCCACAUUUCUCUGAGCUCAGAUGAAGGAAAUGUGGAUCCAUUUCUGCAGCCAGUCAGCAGCACAGAGCCUCAGUGCGAGUGGAAAUCUGCUGAAACUCACAUCAUUUUACAGCCAUGGAUUAUCAUUUCAGUUUAUAAUCCUGUCUACAGCAGAAAUAUUGACAGGAACAGUGCAGUUACUGAUCAAUAUCUGGAAUCAAAUGGACUGAUCAGUUUAGAGCAUUUAGCCCCACUGACCAACACAUAUUCUGCUCUGUUUAGCUCAGUGCUGCCCCCGCUGGACAAAACACUGAACUGCACUGUUUUUCUGUCUCGCAGCAGGAAGUGGACGAGGGUCAGGUUUCUCUCUCUGCAGGUUUAGUUUGACCGUCACGUCGUCAGUUUUGGUUUAACAGAAGAAAAAAAGCAAAGCAGUGAAAUUCCAGCGUCGGCUGCUGUGAAUCAGGGAGCGAGCGGCAGCUGCUGACACACCACAGACUGUUUACACUGUAAACAGCUGAUAUCAGAUAUCAGUCUGGGUGACACUCCUUCACACACACAGUGAAAGAUUUCCUUAUUAGAGCUCUGUCCCAGUUAUUUUGAAUGUUUGGUCCAUUUACUCAUUUUUUAUGUCAACAAACCGUCUAACAGAUCCUUCAGCAGCUACAGAUUUCACAGCACAGAGUCAAAAUGUGAGUUUGUGGUUGAAGCAGCCGCCUUAUAAUGUUCUGCUUCUGCAGCGAACAAAGUC
This is a messenger RNA of Myripristis murdjan (pinecone soldierfish), 3514 nucleotides long. RefSeq names its product protein phosphatase 1, regulatory (inhibitor) subunit 14Ab (gene ppp1r14ab). The record is from RefSeq and is a predicted model, not a curated record. Lineage: Eukaryota; Metazoa; Chordata; Actinopteri; Holocentriformes; Holocentridae. Gene Ontology annotation, molecular function: protein serine/threonine phosphatase inhibitor activity. Gene Ontology annotation, biological process: regulation of phosphorylation. Gene Ontology annotation, cellular component: cytoplasm. The transcript has 4 exons. Bases 352 to 816 code for a protein of 154 amino acids.